Molecule: messenger RNA, 1668 nt
Organism: Mangifera indica (mango)
Lineage: Eukaryota; Viridiplantae; Streptophyta; Magnoliopsida; Sapindales; Anacardiaceae
Product: E3 ubiquitin-protein ligase SINA-like 10
Exons: 2
Coding region: 146-1420 (424 amino acids)
Molecular function (GO): zinc ion binding
Source: RefSeq, a predicted model, not a curated record
CAACAGUAGAAGAUUAAAAACUUGGUCUCGGGCUUGUCCAAAAAAAUCAGAGAAAUUAAAGGUUAAAAAAAUUCAAUUAACCCCCAAAGUUUUGGAAACUAUCGAGUGGGUGAUUGAUUUUUUUGCUCAUAUAUGGUGGUAAUUUAUGUUUAGGUUUUUCGUAGGAAAAGCAGGGGAAGGCGACAUGGGAAGAAGCAGAACCUGGAUUUCGAGUAGAGAAGAAGAUGUGUAUGGACCUGUUAAAACCAUCGGGCCAAAACUCAAGAGACCGAGAAGGGUGAGUCCAAGUAGAAUCAACUUGAGAGAUGAAAUUCCUGAUAAAGAUGGGGGAAAUAUUCAACCAGGAGUGGCAGUUGGAGGGAGGGAUGAAAGAUCAUGUGAAGAAAUUGAAGUAGGAGUAGAAGAUAGAGGAAAGAGUGAAGAGUCGUGUGAAGAAAUUGAAGUAGAAGAUGACAGAACCGAAGAGGAAGAAGAAUACGAAGUUGAGGAAUCAUAUGAAGAAAUUGAAGAGGACGAUGAAGAAUGUGAAGAGGAGGACGAAGAGAAAGAGGAAGAUGAAGAUAUUGAAGGGAAAGAAAGUUAUGAAAUUGGAAGGAAUGAAGACUCAUGCGAAGAAAAUGAAGAGGCAGCUGCGGCUAAUAAUGGUGGCAAAGGAGGGAGUUCUGAUACGGCCAAACUUAGUGGAAAUGGCUCAAUUUCUGUGACUUUAACCGACCCGGAACUUCUUGAUUGUCCCGUUUGCUUUUUGCCAUUGACCGCUCCAGUCUUUCAGUGUCAACAGGGUCAUAUAGCUUGUGCUUACUGCUGCAGUGAUCUUAAGUAUAAAUGCCCCUCUUGCAAUUUCAAUAUUGGUUAUAUCCGUAACACAGCUAUUGAGAACAUUUUGAAGUCAACAAAAGUAGCAUGCCCAAAUGCCAGGUAUGGGUGCAAUGAAACAAUGAGUUACCCCGAACUAUAUGAGCAUGAAGAGAUUUGCAACCGAGCACGAUUUGUAUGCCCCUUUUCAGAUUGUGACUUCAUUGGUCCUUAUGGCCAUUUUCACCUGCAUUUUUUAGGUAAACAUUAUAAUUCAACAGUACAGUUCCGAUACAAUAAAGAUUUUCCCAUAACCAUUAAAAUUGAUCAAAAAGUUAUUAUUCUUCAAGAAGAGAGUUGCCGUGACAUAUAUAUUCUCUACAAUGCUACUGAGCACCCUGGGAAUCUUAUUUCAGUUAGUUGUUUUUCCCACUUCUGGAAUGGAGGUGCAACCUACAGUAUCAUGGUAAAAACAAGAAGAGCUCCUCUUAAAUUUGAUUCUUGCGCAAAGAACCUCCAAAACUUGGAUGAAGAAAAAACUUCAUUGGCAUCCCUUCUAGUUCCAUCAAAUUUGUUUGAUUUGAAGGGGCAGCUCAGUCUGUCGAUCCACAUAUCUGCGCCUUGAAUGUCUCUUCUAGUUCUUGAUACAGUCGUAAACUUACCUCUGUAAACAGACUUGGGUUGUUUUCUUCACUGUUUAUUGCUAUUAGAAUAGAAACAAAGCAUAUGACUAUUGUCUCUUGUACAUGUUACUUAGGAACCUUUUUGAAGCCUUUGUUUCUGCUAAAUAGCUUUUUUGUAUGAAGCCUGGGCAAAAUUUUGUUAUAUGGGCUGAUUCCAGACCCCAAUAUUAUUAUUAUUUAUUGGUGUACA